Molecule: messenger RNA, 2598 nt
Organism: Candidozyma duobushaemuli
Lineage: Eukaryota; Fungi; Ascomycota; Pichiomycetes; Serinales; Metschnikowiaceae
Exons: 1
Coding region: 1-2598 (865 amino acids)
Source: RefSeq, a predicted model, not a curated record
AUGGUUGUUGUCACCUUGAAGAAAACAACACGAAUCGCCGUGCUAUGUUUGACCGUCAUCGUGGCCUACUCAAUGCUUCUAGCGUUGAACCCGAUGAAGUCGCUAGCUCAGCGCUACCACAAACUGGUCUAUUUGAACCUCCGUAUUCUAUAUUUCAAGUACAUGUCCGCCGACCUUAAGCUAGAUACGAGCUCCUCGUUCCAGCAGACUCUAGACGAUGUGUCCACCGAGAAACUCGGCGACAACACUUCCCCAGAUAAUUUUUUUAUAAACCCAAACUACAUACCCGAAACCACCUUGCCCAUACCGUCCUAUUACGGCACAGACGAUAAGCCUUUAAUCCAGCCGUUUGACCCAAGAUUUACCCUCGCCGCCUACUACCACUGGAUUCGCGCGAACCCAGACAAGCCAGUUCCGUUUCAUUGGUCCGACUGGGUCGACCUCAAAGAUCUCAAUAAGUACAUUCUUUUACCCGAGAAGGCUAAGCCCAAUUGUACCGAGGUGUAUGAUAUCUCCAACCAGAGAAAGGUGCUCAAGGGCUCUGUGGCUAGACCGGUGGAACAAUAUUGUCACGAUGACUCGCUGUUUCCCUUGGGCUGGCGUAUCAGUCAGUUCCCCCAUGCGCAAACUAGAGAAAACAUGAGAAUGUUGGGCAAGUCUUUCCUUUACUCUGGCUUUCCCAGUCCAACGAAACUUGUGUUUUUGACGAACGAUGCGGGCUCUUACGUCAUCGAUGUUGAAGACCACGAGAAUAAUAACUAUCGAAACUCGGUUUUGUUCAAUGGAAUGGUCGAAGACAUUAUGACCGAGUUGGACGGACGUUCAUUCGACGUUCUCAAAGCGUAUAACCAGCUUGUGGAGUCCAGACCGCCCACUAAUGCCGACGGCGUGAUGCGUGAUUCCGUCAUCCACCUCGACCAGGACAUGUUCCACGUCGACGCCAAAGAGGUCAUUGAUGAACUCAAAAGAAUGGACCACAAAUCCGUCAUGGACAAGAAGUACCUCGAGUGCUUGCUUGACUCCACUGGCACUUCCACUCCAGUCAAGUACUUUGACGAGGCGAAGUUGGUCAACUCUGAUAGCUCCAAGAUCUUCGGCGAACAUCACGACUGGCGUUUCUUUGAUGGUCUCACAAUCAAUUCUGACAGACAAGUGCUUGUCUUGCAUAGACUCAUCAAAAACUACCUCCAGUUUUGCAAGACCCACGGUCUUGUCACAUGGAUUGCGCAUGGCUCUUUGCUUUCUUGGUACUGGAACGGUAUGGCUUUCCCCUGGGAUGCAGACACCGAUGCUCAGAUGCCGAUUAGAGAUUUGCAUAGAUUGGGCAGAGAGUUCAAUCAAACCCUUGUUGUUGAAAAUGUUGGUGUUGACGGCGUUGGUGAUGAGACGAAUUUCAACGGUAUGGGCUCGUUCUUCGUUGACGUUGGCUCCAGUAUCACUCACCGAGAGCGUGGUAACGGUAUGAACAACAUUGACGCUCGUUUUAUUGACGUGUCUACCGGUUUGUACGUCGAUAUCACUGGCCUUGCUCUCAGUAAUGAGACAGCCCCAUCCAGAUAUGACUACAAGAUUAACCUCGACAAGAACAAGAAGAAGCUCAGUACCCAGAGCAAGCUGACUUUCGUCGAUAAUGCAUUGAAGCAGGUCUACAACUGCAGAAACCGUCAUUUCAGCUCAUUACAGGAGUUGUCACCCUUGAUUGUGCUGGGAGUCCAGAACCAGCUUGGCUACGUUCCCCUGAACUUUGGCUUGCUUCUUGACCAGGAGUACCAAGUCAAGGGUUUCUUGCAGACCAACUUUCAAGACUACUACUACCUCAGAAACCUUCGUAUUUGGGUGAACAACAAGAUUGUCACGGAGUACAUCAAGAACAAGGGCAAGUUCGUUGAGGACAACUCGGUAAAGAAGGAGAAGCGUGUUGUCAGCGAGGAUGACGCCAAGAUGAUUGAAAAGUUGAACUUGGAUGACCACAAGAACUUGAUCAAGCACGAGUGGAUUUUCAGGGAGUAUGUUCUGACGAGAGAUUUCACGGCGUUCCACGAGGAGCAGAUGAAGCAUCUUUUGCGUAACCGUAUGGAACGGUAUAUCGAAGGAGUGAAUCACUUUUCAAACUCCAACACUGUGAACCACCCACUUUGGGCCGACACAUUCAUGCAUCAUAUCCAUGUUGAUAAGAUCAGAUACGAAGAGGAAGUCGACAAGCUUCUCGAGCUUAGCAACGCAUACAAGGACGAGGUGAGGAAGGAAGAAAUAGAGGCCCAGAAGGAGAGUGAACGGGCAAGAGAGAAGGAAGAGGCGGCGAAGCAGAAGCAAGAGGAAGAGGCGGCGAAGCAGAAUCAGGAGGUGAAAGCCGAAGACGCUAAUGACGACGCCAAAGAAGAGCUCGUUCCGAUUUCGGAUGAUUCUGAUGUCACUCCCGACACAUCAGCCGAGGAGGCCAGAGCUGAGGAGGUCUCCCCGAACGAAGUGCCCAUAGAAGAAGCACCCAAGGAAGAGGUCCAAGCCGAGCAGGCCCCGGCUGCACAAGAUAUACCAAACGAAGCUCCCCAGGAGCCACCACAGGAAGCUCAAUACAAGGAGCAAGCCGCCAGCAAUUAA